UGGUUUACCGCAAAGGCGCAAAUAAGUUUCCGAGUCGUCAUUUAAAAGAAAGUUCCAGGCUUUGGGGUUCGCUGUGUUCUCUCUCUCCUUCGGCAGCUCGUGUUUCGAUUUUCUCUCUCCUUCCUCACAUCAGGUUUCACUGUUGAAUCGGGUUUCUGAUUAGCCCACAUCAUGAGGAGGUACAGCCCUGGUUAUUACAGUCCCCCAAGAAGGGGGUAUAGUAGCCGAGGAAGAAGCCCUCCUCCGAGAGGUGGAUAUAGCCCUCCAAGACGGGGCUAUAGUCCUCCAAGAAGAGGACAUGGUGGUGGUGGUGGUGGCGGUGGUGGUUUUGGAAGACGCAAGGAGCCCAAUCACGGAAGCUUGUUAGUUCGGAACAUUCCUCUAGACUGCAGACCUGAUGAACUUCGAGUUCCUUUUGAAAGGUUUGGGCUUGUCCGUGAUGUCUAUAUCCCAAAGGAUUAUUAUACAGGGGAGCCUCGUGGAUUCGCCUUUGUGCAAUUUGUGGACUCUUAUGAUGCUUCAGAGGCCCAAUAUCACAUGAAUGGGCAGAUUUUCGCUGGACGAGAAAUCAGCGUAGUUGUUGCGUCAGAGUCACGAAAAAGGCCCGAGGACAUGCGCCGGAAGACCAGGCAAAGUAGUGGUGGUCCGAGAUAUGGUGGACGGAGAUCAGCCGGUUACAGUAGACGCUCUCGCUCGCGUUCAGUUUCCCGUUCACGCUCACCUCGCUAUCGUUCUGGUUCUAAAGGGGGUCAUCGCUCAAGGUCCUAUUCUGCUUCUCCUAAAAGACGCGAUGAGCUUUCAGCUUCUCCCAGUAGAAGGCCUGUUGAUCGCUCGAGAUCACCAAGGGAGGAUUCUCCGCCACGUGGUGGAGAUGGCCGUAGAUCAUAUUCCCCUGAUCAUGAAGUUCGAAAAGAAACUGCAGUUGGGAAAGCCAAAUAUGAAGGUGAGGAAGAACGAGGUCGCAGAGAUUCUCCGAGGCGUGUUUCAAGAUCACCAUCUGGCUCUAGAUCCCGAUCUGUAGAUGCAUCACCAGCCCCUAGUAGAUGAUUGGCGAGAUUCAUGCUUUGCUUAGUUUUGAAUCAGCUUGGUGAUUGAUCUGCAGAAACUCUGUUCUAUUAGUUUGAAUGUCUUAUGUAACCUGUUUCUUCUAUGACUAUGCAGACUCAUUCUGAUUCUCUGAUCUGAAUCUAGUACUUUUGUCCUUGUAAGAUAGUUAAGUCUUUUAUUAUGGAUACUUUUUCCAUUCGUAUGGACAAUACAUCAUAUUAUUGUCGUAUGCUUGUCAUUUGGUGGUUCAAAAAUCAGUUUUAUGUAACCAUCUAAAUGAGGAUCUUCUUGUGUAAUGGGACUAGUUUAUUGAUCAAGGGUUAUGAUGUGUGUUUUGUA
This is a messenger RNA of Spinacia oleracea (spinach), 1386 nucleotides long. Its product is annotated as serine/arginine-rich SC35-like splicing factor SCL30. The record is from RefSeq and is a predicted model, not a curated record. The transcript is spliced from 8 exons. Lineage: Eukaryota; Viridiplantae; Streptophyta; Magnoliopsida; Caryophyllales; Amaranthaceae. Bases 172 to 1047 code for a protein of 291 amino acids. Gene Ontology annotation, molecular function: RNA binding.